Coffea eugenioides is the source of this 1927-nucleotide messenger RNA. RefSeq names its product lysosomal Pro-X carboxypeptidase. Gene Ontology annotation, biological process: proteolysis. Gene Ontology annotation, molecular function: dipeptidyl-peptidase activity; serine-type exopeptidase activity. Lineage: Eukaryota; Viridiplantae; Streptophyta; Magnoliopsida; Gentianales; Rubiaceae. The transcript has 10 exons. Bases 212 to 1702 code for a protein of 496 amino acids. The record is from RefSeq and is a predicted model, not a curated record.
UAGUGUUGAUGCUUCACUAUUUGAAGCUAGACCUCCAAUCCUCUGUAUCCUCCAAAAAUCCUCUGCAGCUUUUGUAAGAACAAACCUCAGUCCAGCUGACAAGAAAUUGGCCACCACUACUAUCUAAAACUAAAGUAUAGCAAUCUCUUGACUAUCAAGUACUCUUUUCGGCUCAAUUCUCACCCUCGAGAACUGAAAAGGACAUAUCUGUAUGGCUUCAUCUUCAUUCUUUUUGUGGCUACUUUUAUUUGCUGUUGCAUUAGCCGCAGUAGAGUCAAUCCCUGUUUUUGUACCUGGGGCAUACAAAUCUUCUCUUCUGAAGAAACAAGUCAAGAGUGCAAAACCAGAGAUACCAUACGAAGCCCACUAUUUCCCUCAGGUUCUUGACCACUUCACUUUCCGACCCAGGAGCUACAAAAUCUUCUACCAGAAGUAUCUUAUGAACAGCCAGUACUGGCACGAAGGAGCGCCCAUCUUUGUUUAUACGGGAAAUGAAGGAGAUAUUGAAUGGUUUGCAGCAAAUACUGGUUUCAUGCUGGAUAUUGCUCCAAAGUUUCGAGCUCUCCUCGUCUUUAUUGAACAUAGGUUUUAUGGGGAAUCUUUGCCCUUUCACAAGAAAGAUCUCAACUCUGCAAAGACAUUAGGGUACUUGAGUUCACAGCAAGCACUGGCCGAUUAUGCAGUUCUGAUAAGGAGUUUGAAGAGGAAUCUGUCUUCAGAGGCAUCUCCUGUUGUGGUCUUUGGCGGAUCCUAUGGAGGAAUGCUGGCUGCUUGGUUUAGACUUAAAUACCCACACGUUGCUAUUGGAGCUUUGGCAUCUUCAGCCCCUAUAUUGCAGUUUGAUGACAUAACUCCUUGGUCUAGCUUCUAUGAUGCUGUUUCCCAGGAUUUCAAGGAGGCUAGCUUAAACUGCUAUGAGGUUAUAAAAGGUGCUUGGACAGAAUUGGAUGCUUUUGGUAAAAGAAAAGACGGACUGGAAAAGCUCAGCAAGAUGUUCAGAGCUUGCAAGAAGUUGAGUUCAGUAGAUUAUGCUCGGAACUGGUUAUGGUCAGCUUUUACGUACACAGCAAUGGUGAAUUAUCCGAUGGAAGCCAAUUUCAUGAAGCACUUGCCUGCCUAUCCUGUGGAGGAGAUGUGCAAGAUUAUUGAUGGACAUUCCCCUAGAGCAACAAAGCUUAGCAGGGCUGUUGCAGCAGCAAGUUUGUAUUACAACUACUCCAAGACAGAAAAAUGCUUCAAGUUGGAAGACGAGGAUAAUGAUCAUGGCCUGCAAGGCUGGAAUUGGCAGGCAUGUACAGAAAUGGUUAUGCCAAUGACAUGCUCCAAUGGAAGCAUGUUUCCCCCAUCUCCCUACAGCUACAAGGAGUUUGCUGAUGAUUGCAGCAGACAAUUUGGAGUAUGGCCUCGGGAACAUUGGAUCACUACUGAAUUCGGUGGCAUGAGGAUUAACCUGGUGCUGAAAAGAUUUGGCAGUAAUAUCAUAUUUUCCAAUGGGAUGCAAGAUCCAUGGAGCAGAGGCGGCGUGCUGAAGAACAUAUCAUCCAGCAUUGUGGCAUUAGUAACUGAGAAAGGAGCACACCAUGUUGAUUUUAGGUCUGCAACAAACAAAGAUCCAGAGUGGCUCAUCGACCAAAGGAGGCAAGAAGUGGAGAUUAUCCAAAAGUGGUUACAGGAGUAUUAUGCAGACAGCAAGCAAGACUAGAUAUAGAGUUCUGGGGAUAAAGCAACAUAUUGUCAUGUCUAAAUUUUGGUUAUUGGAAAGAUGCACUUCAUCCUAAAGAUGUUUGGCUCAAAAGAAAUACUCCAAAGGAGUGAUUUGUUCGGCAGAAGGACCAUACAACGUUAAUUGGAUGUUCUUGAAUGAGAAUGAGGCACCAGAAUGAAUUGAACCUUUUUUUUUUGGAAUGAAUUGAACUUGUUUUUAUAA